ACUCCCAGUUCUCAGACUUUGAGAGUCGCCGCCAAUUACAAUUAGGGUUUCGUACGUUCUUCCCCCUUUCUGGCAACUCGAUCAAAAUCGGCGAGUUUCGUAGAUUGAAUAAUCUAGGCGAACAAUGAAGAAAUUUCACCAAAGAGAUGAACAUGAGACUGAUCGCACCAAGUCGGCGGAGACGAAGAGGAUGAAGAACAUGAAGAGAUUGGGAGGCGGUGGUCUUUCUCUCCAAACCUUUGCUAACAUGAAAUCGAAUAAAAAUGGCUAUAACCCUUCUUUGAUCAAAAAGCAAAAAGAGUUCUAUAAGAAUGCAAAGUAUGUGAGCAAGUUUAGGAAGUCGAUGAAGCAGCAGAAUUAUCAUGAUAAGAAUGAGAUUGGAGAGAGUAGUAAGGUAGAUGAUAAUGAUGGUUGUGUUGAUGAUGAUAAGCAGAAGGUUAAAUCUAAUAAGAGAAUCGGUUUAGAGGAUGUAUACAAACAGACGAAAGAAGAGAUGGAAAAAGCAAGGAUGGAGAGAGAGGCCAUUUUUCAGGCGAAGAAGGAAGCUAAAGAAGAGGCUGAAUCCAGGAGGAAAGUUGCAAAGGGGAAAAUGAUGAGAAAGACUCGACAUGGUCAGCCUGUAAUGAAAUACAGAAUAGAGCAUCUUCUUGAUUCCAUCAAGAAAUCUGCUGGAAUUGAUGGAAGCUCAUGACUGGUGUAGGUAGAUACAGUGCAGAUGAACAACCUUCUAGUUCUUUGCAGGAAUCUCUCAAAAACGUCUGGUGUGGAGAAGUUGCUGGUGUUGUGGAGGCCCAAAGCAGAAACCUUGUUUUCAUCUCAGAUACUGACCUGAUAUUAAUACUGGUGUUUGUCACUUAGAGAGAUGCUUUGAGGCAACAUUGGUAGUUUUUUUUGGCUAGGUCUUACUGUUUAGCUCAUGAAUUAUAUUAAAUCUUAUAAAGUGAGAACUUUUAUUCCAAACUUUAGUACAAACACAAGGUUUUGUUUUAA
This is a messenger RNA of Camelina sativa (false flax), 990 nucleotides long. The record is from RefSeq and is a predicted model, not a curated record. Lineage: Eukaryota; Viridiplantae; Streptophyta; Magnoliopsida; Brassicales; Brassicaceae.